UUGAGGCAGAGAAGGAGUUUGCAAAUGGCUAUAUCUCAGCAUUUUUCGGAGACCAAUGUUAUGCCUGGAAUUGAUGUUAGUCUUCAAUGUACGGUGACAGGGCCGCAUCCAGUGAGAUUCAUUUGGGAAAGGGACGGACUUGUUAUCUCGUCCAAUACAGAUUCGAGAUAUACCAUAGGCCAAACUAUGGCGCAAGAUGGCGGAGUCAUCACCCAGCUGAACAUAUCACAUGUCAGGGUUGAUGAUGGUGGACUGUUUUCAUGUGUGGCUCACCAUGGAGAUAAUAUUGCAGCUCAUCAUGAUAGAGUCAAUGUGUACGGUCCACCAUACAUUCGGACGCUACCCCCAUUCAAAGUACAAAGUGGACAAAGUGUCACUCUUCGAUGCCCAUAUUACGGAUAUCCUGUGAGAGAAAUAACAUGGGAAUACAAAGGGAAAGAGAUCGCAUCCGAUGUCUCCACUCAAGCGAGUAGAUUUAAGAGAUUCAUUAACAACACUGCUUUGCACAUAGAGAUAUUUGGACGAAAGCCUAAAUUAAGAGCUAAAAGAGAUUUAGCUUCUGUCAAUGAUGGUGUUUUAAAUAUAGCUAAAGUUUCUAAGAACGAUAAUGGGGCAUUAUAUGCUUGUGUAGUGAGAAGCCCUUCUGGAGAAAUGGCUAAAAGACCAUUGGAACUGCAUGUUGUUGAACCUCCUCAAUUAGAAGAGAUUUUGCUGGCUUCAGAUCUGCAAGAAGGACAAAUCGUACAAAUUCAUUGUAAUUUGAAGAGUGGAGAUUCACCUGUUUAUUAUUCGUGGUUGAAAGAUGGAAAGAAAAUAGCGACGCAUUUAAAGAUCGUCGAACGGAGUUUAGAAGUAUUCAGUGUCCUUAUAAUAAAGAACGUAUCUUUAGAACAUUGUGGGACAUACACGUGUGUGGCUGCUAACCACGUGGCUAAAGUGAACCGUACUGUCAAUUUAUAUAUCAAGGUUGCACCAAAAUGGAGCGAAGAGCCACAAAACACAUCACUACUGUUGGGACGCAGUGGACACAUAUCGUGCAGUGCAAACGGGUAUCCUCAACCCCAAACGCAUUGGUUGAAAAGAGACGUGAUAUCAGAGACCUGGCGUCCAGUUUUAGAAGUAGCCGGAGGAGGAGUGCUGAGUCUAUCUAAUGGAUCUCUUAUUUUUGAUUCUGUGGCUCUCUCCGAUGCUGGUCUGUAUACUUGUCAUGUCGAAAACGGUGUUGGUGAAGCACUAAGUAAGACUAUAUGGAUUUCUGUUAAUAAACCGGUAACAUUUGAUGUGACAUCAAGAAACCUCACAUCCAAGCUAGGCCAACAUGUGACUAUAGAAUGCCAAGCAAAAGGAGAUGACCCCAUCAGAAUGAUGUGGACGAGAAAUGGGAAACCAAUAAAUCCUUUGACACAAAGAGUAAAGAUAUUAGAAAUCAAAACAGAAGAUGGUAUGACGAGCACUCUAGAACUACUACAGACUGAGACUAGCGAUGGUGCCUUAUACCAGUGUCGUGCUGGUAAUCCAUUUGGAGCAGACGUUUAUAGUGUUCAACUAACUAUUUUAGAACCUCCUUCUCCACCGACUGACCUAUCAGUGGACUCAGUGAAGAGUAGGUCUGCGAAGUUGUCAUGGAGAGACAUGGCCAGAUCUUUAGCUCAAUAUUACAGCUUGCAGAUAACGAGCAGCCAAAGAUUAUCGUGGAACACUGCUAGGACUAUUAAUGUUACCAGGUUAGAAGACAUACGUCACACAAUAGAUAUAGAAGAUUUGCAGCCGUCCACUGCUUAUAGUGCCCGAGUCGCCGGUGGAAAUCAGGCAGAUUUGAGUCAUUACUCAACACCUGUUAGAUUUACAACUACUGAAGAAGCUCCAUCAUCACCACCUUUAGGAGUUCAAAUAGAACAAACUGAGAGUCCAGGAGAGCUCAGGAUAAAAUGGCUACCGCCACCGUCUGACGCUCACAACGGUCUUAUAAUAGGCUAUAGAUUGAGAGCUGUCCCUCAACUUAGUGGUGUAAAAGAAGUCGAAGAGUCAAGUGACAAAAUUAUAAAAACAUCGUCGUUAUAUUCGAAACAGGAGACAGUAAUAACUGGACUGCUCAAAGGCGUACGGUAUGCAGUUUCAGUAGCGGCCUUUAACAGCGCUGGAGUCGGCCCGUUCUCCAUUCCUUUGUUCCAAGAUACCAGAGAAGGCGCACCAGAAGAAGGCCCAUCGUCGGUGGAGUGUGGAGGGGUAACAUCAACGGCUUUGCGAGUCAGCUGGCAACCCAUCCCACCACACAAACAAGCUGGUGCCCUUGUCGGGUACAUCGUCCUUUACGCUGCCCAGGGUCGACAGUGGCUCAACGCUACAUCGCUCGUCACGGAAUUACGUCUGCAAGGCUUGUUGAAGUUCACUAACUACACGAUCAAAGUGGCUGGCUUCUCAAACUACGGACUCGGGCCAUUCUCCUUUCCUAUUGUCUGCGCUACGUUGCAGGACGUGCCAGACGCGCCCGCAGAAAUAAAACUAUUGGCGCAGUCUUCAAACACUCUGCUGGUAAGCUGGAAAAAACCGAGCCAGCCUAAUGGAAGGCUGUUGCACUAUACUGUUUACUGCAAACCUACAGCAAGCAACGAUGGACCACAAACCAUAAGAACAGAUGCACAGCAAGCUUACGAAGCAUACGAGAGAACCCAGGCUAUAGAACUAAAGGGCCUGACCGAUGGAAGACAGUAUGAUGUUUGGGUUACAGCAAGCACUGCAGUAGGCGAGGGUCCUGAUAGCAAACAUGUAACCAAUAUACCUUCUCAGAAAGUGGUAGCAGGAGUAGCUUCAUUAAGUGGCGAAGUGACAGUAGCAGUAAGAAACUCCUUACUCCUGGAAUGCAGGAGCGUGGGGUCCCCACCACCAAGAACCGUGUGGUACCAUAACCAGAACAUCAUCACUCACCACCCGAGGUUCACUAGGAAUAAUGAUGACAGUUUACUGAUCAAGAGUAUCGACCAAUCCCUUAGCGGCAACUACACGUGCCUAGCCAAGAACCUCUACGGAUCAGAUUCCGUAGUCUAUGCAGUAAGGGUUCUACCUCUGCCUGAUCCACCAGCCAUCAGGGCGACUCCCUAUAAAGACUAUAUUGUAGUGGAAUGGGAUGAUAUAAGGAGCUUUGGGAAUGACUCAUUGGCUUAUGGAAUAAGUUACAACCUCACCUGGCGUGAAGAAGACGGACCUUGGCAAGAAGCCUGGCCCGUGGCUCGUGAGACCAGACUUCCUGGUCUUCAACAGCAUACCCUUGCUGGCCUCAAAUGUGGCACUAAAUACUCAAUACGGGUCACUGCUACAGAUAAUGUUGGUACUUCAGCGCCUGCACAUGUUGAUGUUACAACACAGGGAGGUGCUCCUGUUUCUCCACAAUCAACUGACUGGUUAUGGAGCAACGCUACCCACAUUUACAUCCAGCUGAGUGGGUGGGAUGAUGGCGGCUGUGACGUUACAAAAUGGGAGGUGGACUACAGACUUCUCGGAUCCAAUUCUUGGCAUAGAGCAGAAAAUAGGGCGCCCAUGGAUUUAAACUUAGGCUGGAACUACAUGGAAGGGCAUUACCAAGCACCACCACUCCGCUCCAUGCCAACCUCUUACGCAGUCGGAUCUCUCGCUCCCGCCAACUGGUAUCAGCUACGAGUGACUGCGACAAACGAUGCCGGCGUAGCUUCUACUGUUUAUACGUAUGCCACGAAGAACGUUGAUGGAGAGGAAAUCGGACCACCUUCGGAGUUCCUCGACCUCAACAUGCUGGUCAUCAUAUGCAGUUCCAUCUUGCUCGUGGUUUGUUUGUCUGCCUUCUUCUGUAUACUGAUAAGAAGACACCGGCAAAACUUCUCAUCUCAAUAUCGCCACUCGAUCGCCGAAGAGGUGAAAUCCAGAAACGAGAGCGUGGCGUCACAUUCCGAACACAAGGAGCGGUAUGCGCACGCGCCGAGAAUCUACACAUCGCCUAUACAUCCGAGAAAGUGUAGUAAAAAUGAAAUGUUCGAGAUAAGCCCUUACGCGGAGUUCGCCUUAGGGUUCCGCUCGUUCGACCACGUGGAGAACCAAGACUUGCCGAGUCGGUUGCCCAGCAGGCCGAGAUUCGAUACUGAAACCAGUUUUCAAAAUCGCUCCGAGUCUGAUGACAGUGACAGCACAUCAAAGGCUACUGUUUCGGCGAUGCCUCGAAGACACUGCCGAACGCCACAUCACAGAUAA
Messenger RNA from Amyelois transitella, 4218 nucleotides. RefSeq names its product cell adhesion molecule Dscam2. Bases 25 to 4218 code for a protein of 1397 amino acids. Gene Ontology annotation, cellular component: plasma membrane; axon. The record is from RefSeq and is a predicted model, not a curated record. Gene Ontology annotation, molecular function: protein binding. The transcript is spliced from 29 exons. Gene Ontology annotation, biological process: axon guidance; cell-cell adhesion. NCBI's taxonomy places the organism in Eukaryota, Metazoa, Arthropoda, Insecta, Lepidoptera, Pyralidae.